AUGGGUACGGUGGUUGAGAAGGUUCAGUCCGCAAAAAGCAGGCUGAACGAAGCUUUUACCAGCAUGCUACCAGGCUUUGAGGCUUCACUGUUGGUGGCUUCAGCCAGGGAUGUGGAGGUUUCCGAACUCCAGCAAAAACUGAAACUAGCUGAUGGUGAAAUCGAUCGCAUUAACAAGCGGUUCGAUGAGUCCCAAGGCAACACGACCGAGGUCGAGGCCCUCAAGAGUGCCCUUGCCGAAGCCAAGGAGGAGGCGAGGGCAAGCAAAGCUGCCGCAGAGAAAGUGGCUAUGGAUGCGGAGGCCGAAAAGGCCACCCGCCUUCAGUAUGAGGUGAGGGUGACCGAAGUAGAGCAAGCGCUCCAGGAGGCCGCCAACAAGUGUGAGUCCUUGGAGGAGAGUAACAAGGCUCAAGAGGCCGAACUCUCCAAGGCUCUUCAAGAGGCGAAGGAGGCGCGGUCCGAGUCCCGGGCGGCUCGUGAGGAGAUCAAGCAAGCCGAACUGAUAGCGGCUGGUAAGCCUGUUCUUUUACAGAGUAUAUUCGGCGGUCAAAGUCAUGCUUUGCUAAAUCGACUGUGGAGUGCUCCAGACGCUUUUGCGGAUCUCCCGAGGAGUGCUGCUAAUGCCGCCCAAUAUUUAUGGGCCCAAGACGGGAACGCGACGGAGAAGCUCUUCUGUUCACAGUACUUGGCGCCAGAGCAGCCAGCGCUACUGAACAAUCAGAUGAUGUAG
Molecule: messenger RNA, 729 nt
Organism: Aegilops tauschii subsp. strangulata
Lineage: Eukaryota; Viridiplantae; Streptophyta; Magnoliopsida; Poales; Poaceae
Source: RefSeq, a predicted model, not a curated record